AUGAAUUUAUUAUUCUCUUUUCCUACCUUGAAUUUUUUAUUACACAUUUUUAUGAACGUAUUCAACUGUUGCAAAGCGCAUUUUGUAGCUAGCAAACUUGCACCGAACAACAACAUAUUAAUAACGAACGCACAUGUUAAUAAACAUUUCAGUCCUGAAAAGAGAAUUCCACAAGUUGAGAAAAGUUUGGUAGGAUUCCCCCCCUACAAGUGGAUUAGGAACAAGAGGAAAUGUUUCCAUUACCUGAGAAUACAUGCCAUAAGGGGGGAAUCACAAUUUGGCAAAAAACUUAACCCAGUGUUACCUUCCAAAAGGACAAUAAUUUCCAAUGUGCGCAAUGUACAAGUUAGGGGGGAGAAGGAUAUGCAUAAUGGUCAUGGGGUGAGCACCGAUACUGAUAUAGGGAGUGAUAAAAAUGACCUUCACAGAAACGAUGGGACGAAAGAAAAGACGAAUGGUAACCAGAAGGAAUGCCUCAUAAACCCAGAAUUGUUAAAAAAUAUAAAAGAAAACGAAAAUGGACAUGACGCGGGUAACCUGUCCAGUGACACAGAAAAGGAAAAUUUCAAUUUCUUCGAACAUUUCACAUCGGAAAAUGAUAACUCCUUAGUUAGUAAUUUAAAACCAGAAGAAAGCAAAGAACUUAUAGAUAGCGAUUAUUUUAAAAAGAUGAUGGACGAUUUGAACUUAAAAGAAGAAGAAAUUAUGAAGCAGCUUAAAAGAAGCGAAAAGAAUGUUUCCAACUUGAUUAAUAAAAAUUUGUCUCUGGAGCAGAUUGAAAAAAAUGCGACAAAUGAAGAGGCACAAAAUGAAAAGCUCUUUGAUACCUACAUGAACAGCAACAGCUCCAAAGUUGGCAACUUUAUUAACUUUAAAAAAAUUGGGAAAAAAUAUAAAGACGUUAUUUCCCAUGUUAUAGCCAUUUUUUUAAGCAAAGGGAAAAAAUUUACAGAAAUGAUCAAACUGAUAGAAGAAGACAAAAACGAAAUUAAUAUGUGUGUCUCUCUUUUGGAAGAAAAUGAUCUUUUCAACAAUUUAAGUAAAGAUGUCUUAACCGAAAUUGUUAAGAAGUCCGUUUUACUGGGGCACUUGAAUGAAAAGUUUUCAAACGACGCAGAAAAUUUUGAGUGGAGUAAACAGAUUGAAAAUUGCAUUAUGCAGUCGGUAAGUAAUAUUGAUUUUAAAAUAAAACUUAUUACAUACUCGAAUAAUAGCAUUAGUGUGACUGUGGUCAGCUCCAAAAGUGUGCAUAUAGAUUCGGACGAGUACGACGAGAUUGAGGGUUCCAUAAAGAAUGCCCUGGAGGAGUAUGAACGGGCUAAUGGCCUGGACAUUUUCUCCUCCUUUAACAUCCUCUUGCACUUUAGUUGA
This is a messenger RNA of Plasmodium fragile, 1371 nucleotides long. RefSeq lists its product as uncharacterized. The transcript has a single exon. NCBI's taxonomy places the organism in Eukaryota, Apicomplexa, Aconoidasida, Haemosporida, Plasmodiidae. The record is from RefSeq and is a predicted model, not a curated record. Bases 1 to 1371 code for a protein of 456 amino acids.